This is a messenger RNA of Paramuricea clavata, 6107 nucleotides long. The record is from the annotation of a GenBank genome assembly. NCBI's taxonomy places the organism in Eukaryota, Metazoa, Cnidaria, Anthozoa, Malacalcyonacea, Plexauridae.
AUGUUUAAGGUAUUAGAUCGUCUUGUAUCGGACAUAAACGAAAUUGAUGAAUAUUUAUCUGAUAUUGUGCUACCUAUAAUUAUUUUGCUUCCAGCAAAUUUACCCAAUUGUUCCAAGCAAGAAGUGGAAAAUUUAUGCGCAGCAUUUCCACAGGACUUCAAAGAUCCAGACGCUAUGUGUGCAGAGAUUAAGUUAAUAUCUUCCGAUAUCGAGAAAAGUGGUGCCAAAAAUCUGAAGGAAGCAGCGAAGUGUGUACUUGGAAAACAACAGUUUUAUCCCAACCUGACGAAAGCGUACCAGCUUGCAUUAACAAUUCCAGUUUCUGUCGCAAGUAAUGAGCGUUCAUUUAGUAAACUAAAACUUGUUAAAAGCUAUUUGCGAUCAACGAUGAAAGAAAACCGUCUUGACGACUUGAUGAUUUUAUCUUCAUCUGUAGAUAUAUUAGACGAACUUGAGUUGGAUAAAGUAGCUAACUCGUGGUCUUUAUAUAAAUCAAGAAUGAUAAAAAUCUAGUUUUGCUAAAAUCAUUAUUAAUUAAUUCCUAAGGUAUAUGAUAUGUGCAAUAGGUACCAUACUUGAAAAUUACCAAAUAUGUAUACUCAAAUUACAACUUUUAUCCUAUAAAAAUUUGUAUUGUAAUGUUCGACAAUUGGAAAGGGAAACGCCCUUUUCGUCGGUAAAAAUGGGAUGCUACACCCCCCCACUAGAAAUGGCCCAGGAACGCCACUGGCCAUGCAGUGGCCCACUACGUUAUUCAACAUUGACAGUGUCUUUAAAUAUAGCAGAGAACAAUAUUUAAAAACAUUGUCAUUGUCUUUAUAGCUUACUAUGUUAAUCAAUGCGUGUUAUUAAUACAUGUUUAUUUUCCUGUUUAUGACCGACUUGUUUAUUAACACAAAAGAUUGUCCAUGUAUUAGCCCCCCCCCCCAUUUAUAAGCCCCCGUCCUUGCAGAAGGCCAUCAAAAAUCGCCCAGGGCUCAUAGUCGGAGAUUUACGGUAUUUGUGCACAUGCUUGAUUAGUUGAACAGAAGGCAGAUGUCUGUGAAGACAUGUAGAUACAAAAAUAUUUUUUCUGUUUUCUUUUCCUUGAACCAAAUGAAUGUAUUUAAUACCUGAACUUAUUUAACUGAAUGGAAAUUAAUUUCUCUCCCAAAUAAGAGGGCAGAAGGAAAUUAGAUAUUUCAUCUAUUAUUGAGUACAUUUUGUUUUUCCAACCAUGAAAGAACGACACUUGACAGGCUAAUGUUGUAUGCUUCAUUCAGAUUGUGCUUGAAUUAAUUGAGCUUCGUGAACUUGGUGCUGCCAGAUCAUUACUUCGUCAGACAGAUCCAAUGAUUAUGUUAAAGUCGCAACAACCUGAUAGAUACCUACAUUUGGAAAACUUACUGGCAAGAUCUUAUUUUGAUCCAAGGGAGGUGAGUGGCCAUGAAUGUUAUUGUGGAAUUUAUAGCUACGGAUAGGUGAAUGUGACUACCACAGUUCGCUGCAAGGCCAUUGUCAAGGAACUGGAAAUGUAAAGAUUUAGUUCAUUUAAGUUGUGCUGUUUUUCUCGCAGGCAUACCCUAAGGGAAGUAGUAAAGAACGAAGAAGAGCCGCAAUUGCCCAAGGUAUUGCCUUAGAAAGUUACUAGGAAAUUAAUCCGUAGAAACCGAUAAUCUGCAACUUUCAGGCAGAUCGGUUAUCGGCUAAUCACAUUGAUAAAUAUUACCAUGUACCGGCCGUCCAAUAAAUAUAAUUCUGGCUUUUACUUGUGAUAUUUACUCUUCUGUGUCAAGAAAAACUAUGUGGGUUUGUCAAACAGAUUCUCUUUCAUAAAGGAACUGUCAGAUCUACUUACGCUGUUAGUCAUUUACCAGGAUACUUUUCCGAAAUAAAUUGAUUACCGCUGUUAGUUGAGUCAAUCUCUUCCUCGACUAUCGUAACGACAUUUCGGGUCUCUGUAAAGAACGGAAACCGAAACGACCGAAUCCGGAAAUGACCGAAAGCGGAAACGACCGAAACCGGAAAUUCCCGCCUAAAUUUCCCGCAUAACGAAUAAUUAUAUUGUUGACGCUCGAUCGCUGGCAUUUAGAUAAAUAUCGUCCAAAAGUAAGGUUGUAUACUAUUUAACUGCUGACAAUUUUGUAAAUUAUUUAAUAAUCUUACUGCAUAUUAUUAACUUUCUGAACAAUGCCGGUUCAUGCCGGUUUUGUUUAAUUUAAUAAAAACGAUAUUGCAUUCACUUUCUCAUUUGACAUACGAUACAGCUUCCACUAAAAUGGCACGCUCUUGAUUUUGAAAAUAUUACUGAAUACAUCCUCAUUUAUCUGACUGCAUUUUAAUAGCUUCAAAUAUUCAGAACAUUGUUCUUUCAAUCACAAGCAGUACAAGUAUUAUUGCAUUCAAUGGUAGUAUUUUAUUUGACUUUUAAUUUGUAUGUGUAUUGAUUAACUAGUAAUGUAUUACCUGCAGCCUAUAUUUAAUAUAUUGUGCGGCUUGGUAAUGCUUCGUAUUGUUAUAUACAUUUCUUUAUCCUGCUGAUGAUUGAAAUAUUGUCGAAACGUUGGUAAAUAUAAAAAUGUUAUCGAUCUUUGGAGUUUACACACUUCUUUUAUACAUUUCGUCCUACAUUUCACGCCCUGCGUCAAUUUGAUAGUUGACAGUCUUUAUUAUAAGGGAAGAAUGAAUAAAACGCAUGGUUCAGUGCAGGCUCACAUUUCUACCAGUAAGCCUGCUAGCAGGCUGAAUUUUAGGCAAUGCAGGAAAUUGGGCGGGAAUUUCCAGUUUCGGUCGUUUCCGGUUUCGGUCGUUUCCGGAUUCGGUCGUUUCGGUUUCCGUUCUUUACAGAGACCCCGACAUUUCUGUUACUGGCCUGUUAACUUUUGUUAGUAAUAUUUUGCUAGCAUUUUGCCCCAAUUUUGAGUGUUGGAAAUUCCUGUUAACAAAUAUCAGUAACCACAGAUAAAUCGGUUUCCUUUACUUCCCAGCUUUAUCCGGUGAGGUGUCGGUGGUUCCACCAUCUCGCUUGCUAGCUCCGCUUGGUCAGGCAUUGAAAUGGCAACAGUAUCAAGGACUACUACCUCCUGGUACUUCCAUUGAUAUGUUCCGAGGCAAGGCAGCUGUACGCGACGAGGAAGAGGAAAAAUAUCCAACACAUCUCAAUAAAACUGUCAAGGUAAUUAUAGAUUUGACAAAUUUAAAAUUGAUUAUGCAUAUGACCAAUGUUAAAUUGGUUACAGAUAUGACCGAUUUUUAUUGGUUAUUUUGGGUCAUUCAACAUUGAGUGACCAAAAGAAAUUAAAUUUACCAUUUGAAGAUGCAACCAAUUAUGUAUUGGUCGGAAUGACCAAUACUGAAUUGGACAUUUUAACCAAUUUGUUUUUAUUGUGUAUGCCGUAUUUUUGUUUUGUAAGGUUAUGGACAGGGUGCAAUAAUACACCCUUCCGGAAAGGACCCCCCACUCAUUUGGGUACAGUACACCACUGAUCUUGUGAACAUUUAUAGAAUAUUUCUCUAUACAUAAAUGUCCUAGUUUGGUUCGAAAUCCCAUCCAGAAUGUGGUUUGUUCUCGCCCGAUGGACAGUACUUGGUGACUGGUAGUGUCGACGGUUUUAUCGAGGUCUGGAAUUUUACGACGGGAAAAAUAAGAAAAGACUUGAAAUAUCAAGCACAGGUAGGUCCAGGGUAAAUGAACAAAUAAUAGAGAGUUUAAGCUUCGCGUUAUACGUCAAACGGCAAACGCCAGACAAAGAAAAAUUUUACGGUAUCAGGCAAUAAAGAGUGAAUGAACUUGCUGUUUUAAAACUGCAAUGCAUGAUUAUUCUUUCGACACAGGAAAGAAAAUAUGUAUUAUUUUUAAUAAUGCUGUGUGCACGCUGCAUUAUUUUUAAUAAUGCUGUGUGCUAUUUUAGCCCGUAUAAACAUUUACCCCUGGGAAUUUCCCUACAAUCAAAAAAGACCGCUCCCGUUUUUCAGAAGAACGCUAAAACUUCUCGACAUUCGCUGAUAUAAUGCAGAGAGAAAACAAUAGGUUAUUGUGACCGUCAGUAAUUAUACGUCCAUAAUACACGUGCUCUCAUAUCAUAGAAUAUAUAUUAUCAUUUUAGAAUGGCGGACAUGGACGAGCGGUGACUUUUGAGCGGCGGUGUGAAAUCGUGUAGACUAGAGUGUAUUACAACUGAGGUUGAUAGUAUUAUAGCACAGUGCUUUAUCUAUCAAAGAUACGGAGCGAUGUAUACAUGAAUAGAUGCCAGUGGAUAGUUUUGAUAUAAAAUUAUAAGUCAGCAGCUGAAUUAUAUCAGCGAGCUUAUUCUUGUAUUAUUAUAUCGCGAUAUAACCCACGGAAAGGAGAGACCGCUCGCAGUCUAUACCAGCGAGCUCAGUUACUCUUGUAUUAUUAUAUCGCGAUAGAGCAAGGUUUACAUGGCCCAAUAAAUAGUAAAUAAUAAAGUAAGAUUGAAAUUUUGCUCCAGAGGUAACAUGCCAGCCAAGCCGACGAGAGCCAGCUAGUGAACUAUAAAUGUCUGUGUAUAAACUAUCGAGUGUUUGCGGUGAAGUAUAAUAUUUUUAAUAGCAGAAAUUUCUGUACUCGGUGACAGCGUAAUCUGUAGUCAGUAAUGUCAGUUCGUAUUGUUUCCGAGACGUUUUGUAAAAUCAGUCAUUCCAAGCUUUUAUCAAACUAUUGGUAUUUCUCACUUUAAUAUGCAGUUAUGGCAAUUUCAUUGAUAAACUGUAAAAUAUUGUAUUGGCAUGUACUAAAAAGCGAAAUGUCUAUCUACGCAGAAUAUUCAUCAUACUGUAUAUUCUAGCAUGCCCAACCCAGACUGCCCCUUUUAUAUAAAUGUAGUCUAAAUAUUCGUCAAAGUAUAUAAGUGAGAGUGCUGUGUUAUUUGACAAAGAAGUUACGCAAGCAAGUAUCAACACAAAUACAAAGUUGUAAAUUCGGGUUGACUGACUUUUAAUGGCUAACGCGCCACCAGAAGAUCUUUCAACCUACGAAUUUGAUCCUUGUUUCCCUUGCCCACUGGAAGAGCAGCCAGAGACCACGUUAUAAAAAAAGGACCAUGCCAGCCAACCGACGUAGAUUAUCCAAAAGACAGAUUUAAUCGAAAAUUUCUCUCAUCGUGGAUGAGUAUUCAAAGUCAUCUGAUAUAGCUUUUGUUUCUACUGCCGAGUUUUCAACGGACAGGUAUAUAACACAUCGUAUAUAUAGAGUAAACACGUCUGGCGAUAUUUACAUUUGAAACAACUGAUCGUUAGAGUCAAUGAUAAAGAGAUAAUUAUUUUGUAUAUUAUACAACCUCUAAAACUAUUAUAUCAUUUAUUUAUUUGUAGGUCUCGUUCAAAGGGGGGGGGGGGCGCAUUCAUCAAAACUGGAUUUAAUAACUGGAAGAAAAGUGAGGCUUUUAAGAAAGACGAAAGUUCCGAGUGCCACAAGAACUCUCUCAAGUCGUUUCGCAUUUGGAAAAGCCACAAACCGGUAGAUCACCAACUUAGCGAAGAUGCAGAGAGAAGAGUCUUACCGUCAGCUAAAAGUAUGUUUUUCAAGUCAAUGUUCUUUUUGCCUUGCUGUAUUGUAUAUUGAAUCAAACGAACAUUCGAAUUCCUCUGAAUCUGUACAUGUCAUUCCUUUCUAAUGUUGCUUUGUAUUUUUAGGUUAAGAAAAAUCGGACUAUAAUUGGAAAAAUUCUGGGUGUUGUUCGAUUGCUGGGGAGACUUAAUUUACCCUUCAGAGGCCAUCCGGAAGGCGAAUGUUCACUAAACAACGGCGUAUUUAAAGAAUUUAUUGAGCAUAUGGCAACGGUUGAUCCUGUUAUGGAAGAUCAUCUUAAAAACUGCGCAGGUAAACUAAUAUUUUUUUAUCACAGCUGGCGACUUUGUAUAUGUACUGAAUUUUGUCUAAUUAUCUUUUUACAUAAUUAACUUACAAAAACUUUAGGAUCUGAUUUGAACUAGGCUUGUGUCUACGCGAUGGUUAGUUUAUAUAAAUCUUUUCAAAAUACACGACCUUACUAUAAUGAAGUCGGUUUGUAAUAAAAUAAUAUAUUUAAAUGAUUAAUGUGAAUGUCCUAGAUCCGUCCUCGCUUUCCUUGCUCGAUACAACAGUACGUGUGUUCACUGUCCCGUGA